This is a messenger RNA of Strongylus vulgaris, 234 nucleotides long. The record is from the annotation of a GenBank genome assembly. NCBI's taxonomy places the organism in Eukaryota, Metazoa, Nematoda, Chromadorea, Rhabditida, Strongylidae.
AUGGAGAUACCACGGCCUGGUACGCGAAUUGAAAUUGUCGCAGCAAUGCGACGACGACCGGUGGAUAUUACCGUUUCCGUCGAUGGCGUCAAGGUUGUCCUGCAAAGGAAAAAGGUAGAGGUAUUAAAUUUUUCUUUAGAUAUGUCAUACAAGUAUACUGCUUUUACAGCAAAAGCAAAAAGGCCUCUCAUGGGACGAGUCAAAAUUGCUUGUGAUGUUUCACCCCAUUUAUAG